AUGGAGACUGAUCGCCCAGAUGGUCAUCAAUCAGAAUCACAAAAGAAUCCUAUGUUCCAAAUAUUUUUCAUCUUGCUGGAGGUCACUAUCGUAAUUCUUUAUGGCAUUUUCGUUGAGUUUCACUAUGAUCCAGUGGACCCAAAUCUCCCAUGGACUGAAGAGCCACAAACCGAAUUUGUGACGGGCUAUCCUGUUCUGCAAGAUAUAUCAGUCAUGAUGUUCGUAGGUUUUGGAUUUCUCAUGACUUUUCUUAGAACCCACAGCUGGUCUGCCGUGGGUUUUAAUUUUAUUUUGACAGUAGUCGUUUUUCAGAUGUACAUUCUUUAUUCUGGAUUUUGGUCAAGAUGUGUUUCUGACGACCACUGGGACCUCAAGAUUCAGGUAGGAAUCGAAACAUUGGUCACAGCUUUUUAUUGCUGCGCAUCUAUUUUAAUCAGCUUUGGAGGAGUCAUUGGCAAACUUAAUUUAUUCCAGCUUUUAGUUAUGGCUUUUAUUGAGGCUUGUUUUUACUCAUUGAACGAAGCCAUCGUGUUUGAGAAAAUUCACAUAGAGGACAUCGGCGGGAGCAUCACCAUUCACACAUUUGGUGCUUACUUUGGACUGUCAGUAGCAUUUAUAAUUUCGCCAAAGCAGACCAAAGGCCAUCCUAAGAAUAGCUCAAACUACAACUCAAAUUUAUUCGCUAUGAUUGGAACUUUGUUCUUGUGGAUGUAUUGGCCAUCCUUCAACUGUUUUCUAGCUUUAAACCCAGAGGACAGAAUUAGAUCUGUCAUAAACACACUUUUAGCCCUUACUGGGUCUACUACUGCUGUUUUCAUAACAUCUUCUUUCUUUAAAAAAGGCAAGCUUAACAUGGAAGAUGUGCUUAACGCGACUUUGGCUGGAGGUGUCUGCGUGGGUUCAAGUGCUGACCAAAUUGUAUAUCCUUUUGCUGCUUUAUUUGUUGGGUAUUUUGCAGGAUUUAUAUCUUGUAUUGGCUUUGAAAGGCUAUCAGGCUUCCUGCAAAGAAAAGUAGGACUUUAUGAUACUUGUGGAAUUAACAAUUUGCAUGGGAUGCCUGGAGUUUUUGGAGGGAUUUUUUCAGCUAUAUCUAUUAAAUUAUUUUUGCAAAAGAAUAUAUUAUAAAAUAAUAGUGGCAAUAAUAAUUUAAAACAGUAUAUAUAUUUAUAGGGGCAUUAACAGAAGAUACAUUAGGAUUUAGAGUAGAAGAUAGAUUUGAAGGAAGAACUGCUUCAGAGCAAGGAGGACUCCAAAUGGCAGGCUUAGGAAUUACCUUGGGAAUUGCCAUAGUUACUGGAAUAAUCACAGGCUGCAUUUUAAAGCUGGGGUGCUUUAAAGGACCUACUGAUCUUUUUGAAGAUCAAGUAUUUUGGGAGAUGGAAGAGCAUCAAAUCUCAAAUGGGUACAUUCCUGCAACGACUCGUGAAAUAAUAACUGAGGGAAUCGAGCUACCUGAAAAGCGUCAUAAGAAACACAGACAUGACAAGGAAGCCGAAUAA
Messenger RNA from Blepharisma stoltei, 1499 nucleotides. NCBI's taxonomy places the organism in Eukaryota, Ciliophora, Heterotrichea, Heterotrichida, Blepharismidae. The record is from the annotation of a GenBank genome assembly.